Molecule: messenger RNA, 1833 nt
Organism: Coprinopsis cinerea okayama7#130
Lineage: Eukaryota; Fungi; Basidiomycota; Agaricomycetes; Agaricales; Psathyrellaceae
Exons: 5
Coding region: 1-1833 (610 amino acids)
Source: RefSeq, a predicted model, not a curated record
AUGGCCCCUGGACGUAAACAUGAAGUGAAGAGGCGAGAGAGGGUAGAGCUCUACCGCUGCCGCCUGACCCGUGGAGGAAAGAAAGGCCGCGCAAAACUGAAGCUCCUCCCACACACUCCCAGCAAGAGAAACCAAUCCCUUUCCCCGCGUAAACAUUCGUCAAAAUCAUCAGUUCCACAGAGGUCGGCCAGGAGGGAAACAGAAUUUUUUGAAGGAGACGUUGACCACGGUGAAUUCGUAACGUUUGACCUCGGUGGAAUUGGGAAUUCGGGAUCCAAGACUACCCACGAGUACAUGGGUGAGUGGGUUCCAAAGGAGAGGCUGUACCUUCACGAAAUUCUCGACCAAGAAGCUCUUCCUAACCCACUAGAAUGUCAUGGCUGCCAUGGAACGAUCUUAACCGAUGUCUGGCGCUGUAAAGAUUGUCUCGGGAAACCUGUUUACUGCACCGACUGCUGCAGGCAGCUUCAUUCGACCAGCCCCCUCCAUCGUGUUCAGCUCUGGAAGGAUUCACAUUUCCAGCCAUCUUGGCUUUGGAAGUCGGGCGUUCAUGUGUCUCUUUGCAAAUCGGGAACAUGUGCAUCGACUUUAGCACCUGACAUCGAGACUCCAGACCUCGCCGAACAUGCGCAUGUUGAACCGGCGCUUGACUGGACUGAUAAUGAGGACCUUACCUUUGGUGCAAAGCCGAACCAGAGGCUUCAUCCUGGCUCAAAGAUCAUGUGUGUGGUGCAUACCAACGGCGUCCACUACCUUCCCUUCGUGUUCUGUCGCUGUGCCGAAGCACCGUCGGAUGAAGUGCAGUUACUUCGGCAUGGUUUCUAUCCGGCUACCUUCAGAGAUAUCCGGACUGUCUUCACACACGCACUGCUCGAUGACUACCUCUUGGAAAUGCUGGAAUGCUUCACCUCGACUCAUCACUACUAUUCGAAGUUACGACGAGUGACGAACAAAAACUUUCCUCAUUCUGUGCCCGAUCGUACUCGAGAACUGCGGAGGGCUGGGCGCCAAUGGAGGCGCUUGAAAGACUUGAAACGCUUCGGGUUCGGACACACCAGGAAAACUCCCGGGAGGGGGGAGAUGGCAUUGUUCUGUGCGGCAUGCCCUCAGCCAGGAAUAAACCUACCUGAAGACUGGAAGGACGAUCGCGAUGAUUGGAAGUACCAAAGGAGCUUGGUUGCCGAUGGCAACUUUGUUUUGGUUCAUCGGAAACAGAAAAGGCAGGGGGAGGGCGAUGUAUUCCUGAAAAGCGGGGAGGGAUACAUGACUGAGAGAACUCGGUAUAAGGAGCAUCUCAAGGCCGCAGAAGAACGCAAAGAGUCCAAUAGACAAGUCAAUAUGGACUACGGCUUCUGUGAAGCACUCAAGACCACCCAUACUGACGAACUCUCGAAGGUUUUGCUAGUGUAUGACAUCAACUGUCAGUACAGCAAGCACUUAUUUGAACGGAUCGAAGAGGCAGAUCACCUCAGCAUUAACGAGAAGCUGACUGUUAUAUUUGGCAUUGGUCUAUUCCAUGUCCAUGGACACCAGGAUUCGUGUUUCGCUCGAUACGCGCUGACGUUCAUUCGGGGGGCGGGGAUGAGCGCUGGCGAGAUCUUGGAGCCCCUUUGGUCUGUGAUCAAUUUGGCGGCGGGUCCAACAUCUAUGAUGACCUUGGCGCAAAGAGACGAGGCCCUGGAUGACUUCAUUCUGGAUAAUAACUGGAAAAAGCUUUUGGGACUGGUGCCAUCCAUCUGCAAGCGCUGGGAAGCGAGCCGUAUUGAGCUUUCAAUCGCUGAAGAGGAUUUCGAACUGUUGGAUGAAACCGCCUCGGACGCCCAAAGGCGGUGA